Molecule: messenger RNA, 1650 nt
Organism: Hyaloscypha bicolor E
Lineage: Eukaryota; Fungi; Ascomycota; Leotiomycetes; Helotiales; Hyaloscyphaceae
Product: amidase
Exons: 4
Coding region: 1-1650 (549 amino acids)
Source: RefSeq, a predicted model, not a curated record
AUGAAGCCGAAAAGGCCGUGGCAGGAAAUCGCCAGAGAAGCACAAGAGUAUCGGGAUGCGUCUCUUGCCACCUUCGCCACCGAUGUCCCCGCAGCACUUGAGACUAUCAAGAACUCAAAAAUCAUCCCCAUGGAACUUCUGCAAGUCGAAGAUUUAACUAUCACCGUAUUUCGACCAGAAGAGCUGAUCAAGCUGCUUGCAAACAGAGAGCUGACUGCGACCGAGGUCACGACAGCAUUUCUGCGUCGAGCGACCCUCGCUCAAAAACUCACCAACUGCAUCACAGAGCUCCUUCCCCAUCGUGCCUUAACGCGAGCCAAAGAACUCGAUACCUAUUUCCAGCAACAUGGAAGACCAAUCGGACCACUUCACGGCCUCCCUAUUAGCGUGAAAGAGAUGAUUGGAAUGAAGGAUCUGGGACUAAAUGCCGGAUACGUAGCAUGGUGGGGCAAGGUAGCCACUGAGGAUGCUCACGUUCUGCAGAUUCUCUGGGACGCAGGCGCCGUGUUCCACGCCAGGACGACCCAACCGCAAAGUAUGAUGCAUCUCGAGACAGAUAGUAAUCUGUAUGGAGUCACCGUUAAUCCGUAUAAUCGGAAUCUGUCGGCGGGUGGAAGUAGUGGUGGUGAAGGCGCGUUGAUUGGGAUGUGGGGUAGUUGUUUGGGGGUUGGGAGUGAUAUUGGAGGUAGUAUCAGAAACCCUGCCGCAAAUUGUGGAAUCUAUGGCUUUAAACCCACCGCCUUUCGAAUCCCAACCGAUGGAUGGUGCUCUACGAUGGCAGGCGCAGAUCCUAUCCCUGGCGUGAUCGGUCCCAUGAGUACAAGCCUCGAAGGGAUAAAACUCUUUAUGAAGACAGUCAUCGAUUCUAAACCAUGGCUUUCCGAACCUGCGCUUGUUCCGAUCCCCUGGGACUCGAAUGUCCAACUUUCUGCUGACACGCCGCUUAAGAUUGCAAUCAUGUGGAACGAUGGAGUCGUUACUCCUCAUCCACCCAUCACGCGAGCCCUCCAAGAAGCCGUCGCUCGUCUAAAAACAAUCUCAAACAUCGAGGUCGUAGAAUGGAAGCCAUACCUCCACGACGAAUCCUGGGCCAUAAUCUCAAGCCUCUACUUCACAGAUGGCGGAGCCGAAGAUGCAGCCACGAUCGCCGAAUCCGGAGAACCAUGGCGACCGCUCACAACAUGGAUGAUCAAAGAGAAUUCUGGCGUCAAGAAAUUGACGCCGCAGAAGUUGUAUUAUUGGCAAGAAGAAAGAGAGGCGUAUCGGAAGGAGUACGCGAAAGUUUGGAAUGAGACGGCGACUGGCAAGGAUGAGAAAGGCAGGCUGGAAGGAAUGGUUGAUGCGAUUUUGUGUCCGGUGGGUCCAGGAGUUGCUCCAAAGCAUGAUACGGCGAAGUAUUGGGGAUAUACGAGUCAGUGGAAUAUGUUGGAUUAUCCGGCUGUCGUGUUUCCUGUCGGAUACGUCGACAAGAAUCGAGAUGGCAUGCCAAAUCAAUUGCAGCCGUUGAGUGGGAAAGAUGAAGAGAAUUGGGCAUUAUAUGAUGUGGAUGAGUUCCACGGAUUGCCGAUCUCGCUCCAGCUCGUUGGAAGGAGAUUCGAAGACGAGAAAGUUCUCGCAAUUCUGGGAUAUAUUCUCUCGAAUCACAAAUGA